GGGAAGGACGCGGGUCUCCCGUGUGCGGCCCGCCGUUCCCGCUUGCGGCACGCGCGCGCGCGCGUGCGUCCGCUCGCCCGCCCGCCUGCGCCUCGUUCGUUCGUUCUGUUCGUUCUCCUCUCUCCGCGCGCGAGUAACGGCGCGACGUGACAGACAGUGGGAAACAGACGGGUAAAUAGGUCGUCGUGCGCGCCGCCGAGAGAGAGAGGGAGGGAGAGAGAGAGAGAGAGAGAGAGAGAGAUGACGACGGGGGUGAGACGACGUUCGUGUCGGUAAUCAUGCAAAACGGUCGGUUGCGCGCGAAACUCGCCGGAAACCGAAGACCGGAAGUGCUCCGCUCGUUCACUUCGCGGCUAGCGGCGGUAGACGGCGCGAAAUUCUCCGGUGAUAGCGGCUAAUAGAUAGACAGACAGCAGCUGUGCUACUCCUCUCCUCGGGAGAGACAGAUAAGUGGUGUGCACACCGCUCGUGGUCUGCGCGGGGAGACGCGAGAGAGCCGCCGGGCACCGUUCUUGAUGUUCUCGAGAUCGAUUUAGAUCCCGCGAUUUCGCGCGAAGAGGGAAACGCGCCGGGCUAGAGCGAGGAUAAGGAACAUCGCGCGCGUGGAAAUUAGACGGCUGAACCAGGAUGUCCGAGAUUGAUUGAUCGAUGUGCCGUGGUACUAGACUAGGUCAAGUGACUAAUUAACGCGAGCGAAAUUAACAGACGUAAACGGGGGAAGAAAGAGAGAGAGAGAGAGAGAGAGAGAGAUAUCAAGAUAGCCGUCGGAGGGUGACAAUUUUACGUCCGACGAUUUUACGUUCCUGUAGCCGCGUCGAGUCGUCCAACGAGGAAAAGAGAAAGAGAGAGAGGGAGAGAGAGAGAGAAUCAAUCGUCCACGAGAGAAAUCUCGCGCGAAUUGGCGAAUUCGCCGGCUCGGCAGGAUCAAUCGGGAGGAAGAGCGGAUUCGCGUGGUCGCACGAGGGAAAGUGUCAACAAAGAGAAGAUAAGCCGCGCCAGCUCGCCGGAGAACAGCAGGUGUGCGAGAGGCGCAGGAGAAGCGCGGCUUCUGUUAUCGAUCUCGCCGCUGCAGCAUGGCGCGGCCCGCUCGCACACGCCGGGCCGCGUCGGCCGCACGCGGACCCGCGGCGACUGGCUGUCGUCGUCGUCGGUGAGGGCGACCGGAGGUGAUGACUCGCUGAUUCCUCCGCGCGGAGAACGCGAAAACGUUGGGCCGACGAUGAGAACGGCGACGAGGAGGACGGCGAGGAUGACAAUGACGAUGAGAGUGACGAGGAAGAGGAGACCGACGAGGUCGGCGAUGACGACGGCGGUGCGCGCGACCGCACCGCGAACGCUCGGUCUUCCCGACGGAAUGAGACGGCAGGCCGAUCGAACGCCCGCGAGUUGCACGGCCCUCCCACGUCCGGCGGCCUCGCAGUGAGGAAGACGAAGACGCGACGCGGGGGAGAGAACCCGGAAAAAAACGCGUCGCAGAGACGCCGCGAGAGAGCUGGUGCACUGCGCGCGCGGCCGGGCGGUGUUUACGUUCGCGAGAGCGCGAGACGUGGACCCGCGAAAUCGGGAAAUCGAUCGGCUUUUCUCUCUCUCUCUCUCUCCCUCUUCCUCCCUCUCUCUCUCUCUCUCCCCGUCUCUUCCUCUCUUUCCAACCGCCUGUGGACGCGAUUCGGAUAGGGUCGCCGCGUUCAUUUCCCGCGCGCGUCCGUCGACGGGCGUUCGGAUUCGUUCAGGUGACACGCGCGCACCCGACGAGGAGGACUCUCUCGCUCUAAGAAGAGAGCGCGCGCGGCGGCGACUCACGACGACGACGACGACGACGAGGAGGAUCCUCGCGCACGUGUGAUCGGUGUUUACGUUCACGUGAGGAGGCGCGCGCGCGGUCGGUCGGUCAGUCGGGUCGAUUUUCGCGGGUCGUGCGCGUCGUUGACAGAAUUCGCGCGGCGCUCGGAGCGAGGAAGGAUGCGUCUCGGCGCCGGAAGGGAUAUACGCGCGGACACGGGGAUCUCGCGCGUGAGACGACCCGCUGCUGAUCGAGUCUGAUAUCUCUCGCUCGCUCGCACCACCAUGAGACGCGUCUCGACGGCGAUCUCGGGGAAAACGUCGAAGGAAAAUCGAAGCGACACGAGCGGAGGAGGAGAGGGUGCGGAAGGAGGUCCGUCAGGCGGGAUAUCGAAGUUCGGGACCGGUUCGAGGCAGAUUCGAGUCCGGCAAUUCGAUGCGCGACGACGGGGGAGCGUAGCGUGAGAGAGAGAGAGAGAGAGAGAGUGAGAGAGUACGCGUCUCUCUCGCGCGUCUCCAGUAGAGCGGAUCCCGCAGACUGAUCGGUCGCGAGGCCGCAGCGCAGAGAUGGACUGCUGCAAUUACGUCGAGGCUUACUCGGCAGGUGGUCACUUUUACCAGCAGCAGCAGCAGCAGCAGCAGCAACAACAGUACUUCUGUUACGACAAUGGUAACGCGGCGUACGCCGGCUACGAUGCCGCGCCGAUCUCCAACGCGAUCGAGAUCAACGCUCGAUACAACGGGGCGAUACCGGCCACCUAUCCGACAGAUUACGUGUACAAUCCGAAGGAAGCGAGGCUGCGGAAAGCGAUGCGCGAACAGAGCCGCGAGCAGAGCCGCGAACGUUCGCGGCGUUCGAUCCUGCAGAGCGCGAUCGCGAUCGCGAACGCCCGGACGGCCGCGAUCGGCGGCCCACCCGCCGCCGUCACCGCAUCGCUGGCUGGCGGCUUUCUGAACCAGCAUCAUCGCACCUUCGACUGCGUGCCAGCGGCGUCCGUCCCGAUCGGCCCUCCUCAUCGCGCGGCCGAGGCCUGGUUCGCGGCGCAUCGCCCCAAGCCGGUCCAUUCGCCGCGAAUCGGCGAUUGGUACGUGGACGGCGAUCCCAUUGAGAGGCUGCAGGCGAUGGGCACGAUGCACCAGCAACGCGGCCUCGACAAGACCUCGAUCAAGGAGCAAAGGAGUCAGGAGUGCGCCACGGCGUUCUCCCCCAACGGCCACACGCCGACGGACUUCGCCGUUACCGAGAGGGAGAUUCGCAGGCAGGAGUCCGCGGCGGAAUACGCCGACUUCGUCGACGGCCAGAAGUGGCACCCUUAUCAAAAUAGCGCGAGCCCUCAUCCACAUCCAAGGACGCCUCAUCCGUCACCACAAAUGGCCGGCAUCCUUCAGCCGAAUGUUCAGAACGCGCACGGGCACACACACGGUCCGUGGGGCCAAUUUUGUCACGGUAUGCUGCCGCACGUUUCCGCAAUGACUCGCAACGCGGCGAUUCGGGGCCCGCGGCACGCCGUUUUCCUGCGGGAUCGACCGGCGAGCAGGCACUGCGCAUUCACGGAGGAUGCGUCGCGGAUGGGCUACGCUCCGAGCAAGUUGGACGUCGAGAGCAUUCGCGCGUCAUAUCCGCCGGCGGAGCACCAGAUGCCGAGGCUGUUAGAGUCAGCGGUGGAUACCGUUAUAGACUCGACGACGGCGAUGAAUCGCCGCGAGGAGGACGCCGGGACCAGAUGGGAGCCGGGUACCGUCACCACUGAGAUGUCUCUGGAUGAACUCGUGCCAACUUCCAUGCCGCAGGAAGGGGCGCUCGCUCGCGAGAAGGAGCGCCAGUCUUGGCAGACGAGCGAGCGUUUCGAGCCGAAGAAGAAGCCGGUCGCGAAGCAGCCGCUUCCGGGUUUUCACCAGGCCUUCGGCUCCACGGAGAUCGGCAGGUUCUCCAGGUCGGAGUUCUUCGUGAACAUGGUGGGCGAGAAUGGCGGCGGCGGCGGCGGUAGCGGCGGCGCUAGUGGAGGCGACAUCGGCGAGGCGGACAGCGGCGACGUAAGUAGGGAACGACUGCCGCUGUUGGACACGGCGGGAAACGCCGCGACGGCUGCCGAGCCGACCGCCGCGACCGCUUCCGCGUCUUCCACCACGGCGGCGACCGCGACGGCCACCGCAAACGCCGGAAGGACAUUCGACCCCGAGGACCAGGCGACAUUCGCCGUCGGCGACGGCGUCGUCGGCGCGUCGUACUGCAGACAGCCGGCGACGAUGCCGCGAUGGCACAGUCCACACGUAGGUGCUAUAGGUAGCGAAAUUUAAGCGAGUCCGUCUGCGCGCACGGAAAACUAAUUAGUAUCAAUUAAAAACUUAUAUAUUCAUCUAUAAAUAAAACAUAUAAUUUUAUGUGAAGUA
Messenger RNA from Dinoponera quadriceps, 4170 nucleotides. RefSeq lists its product as uncharacterized. The coding region runs from base 2347 to 4077 and encodes 576 amino acids. NCBI's taxonomy places the organism in Eukaryota, Metazoa, Arthropoda, Insecta, Hymenoptera, Formicidae. The record is from RefSeq and is a predicted model, not a curated record. The transcript is spliced from 6 exons.